This is a messenger RNA of Schizophyllum commune H4-8, 670 nucleotides long. RefSeq names its product 40S ribosomal protein S21. The record is from RefSeq and is a predicted model, not a curated record. Gene Ontology annotation, molecular function: structural constituent of ribosome. Gene Ontology annotation, biological process: translation; endonucleolytic cleavage to generate mature 3'-end of SSU-rRNA from (SSU-rRNA, 5.8S rRNA, LSU-rRNA); endonucleolytic cleavage in ITS1 to separate SSU-rRNA from 5.8S rRNA and LSU-rRNA from tricistronic rRNA transcript (SSU-rRNA, 5.8S rRNA, LSU-rRNA). Gene Ontology annotation, cellular component: ribosome; cytosolic small ribosomal subunit. The transcript has 4 exons. Lineage: Eukaryota; Fungi; Basidiomycota; Agaricomycetes; Agaricales; Schizophyllaceae. The coding region runs from base 38 to 298 and encodes 86 amino acids.
CUGCUGCGCGUCGCAUCGAGCAAUACCGUCCGCAACAAUGGAGAACGACCAGGGUGUCCUCGUUGACCUUUACGUCCCGCGCAAGUGCUCGGCGACCAACCGCCUGAUCACUUCAAAAGACCACGCCUCUGUGCAGAUCAACGUUGCGGAUGUCGACGCGAACGGUCGCGCACAGAACACCCACAUCACCUUCGCCUUCUCCGGCCAGGUGCGCGCGAUGGGCGAGAGCGAUGACUCGCUGAACCGGUUGGCGACCAAGGCUGGCUUGCUACGGAACGUCUGGUCAUACCAGAAGUGAUCGUGUACGAUAGACGACCUUCCACAUCUGCAUCUGUGUAUCCUAGCUGCGCUAUCCAUAUCGCUUUCCGAGGGCCCUGAUCUGUGCAUGCCUAUCGUCCCUCAUUCGACCAACAAUCACAUUCAUAACAAAGUCAACGCCCGCUCUUCAGAGAAGCUGCUCACGCCUGCUCGCACUACAUGGCCUUGCAAGUAACACCCUCGGUCUUGACUGUCGCAUGCACCGAAGAGACUCUUCCUUUCUUUUCAUCCUCCGUGAACGAAUGUCCCCUUCCUCUUUGUCUCACACAAUUAAGACAGUUCACACCAGAAGUAUAGAGCAAUGCAGCGCAAUUCCAUUGACUAGAUUACAUGUUGCCAUUACAGAGUCCAA